Molecule: messenger RNA, 4955 nt
Organism: Porites evermanni
Lineage: Eukaryota; Metazoa; Cnidaria; Anthozoa; Scleractinia; Poritidae
Source: the annotation of a GenBank genome assembly
CCCGGAACUGCUUUCAGCUACCUUUGUGAUUUAAAAAGGAGGAUAAGACGUUUCCAAUGAAUCAGUCUUCGUCCUCCUCUUCGCCCAUUUCAUUGUCAAAUUCAAGAGACGACGGGCCUUCGUCUCCUAUGACAGACAUGGCCUCCACCGACCGGAAUUGUCGACUUAAUGACAAUUUCGGGCUUAUAGUUCAGGGGAUUUUAGCUGCUGUCGCUUUCAGUACCCUUAUUUGUGAGUAAGAUUUUAAUAAUUUAGAUAAUAUUCGAUUUUUGCUCCAUAUUCAUCAUUCGCGGACGCAAACUUGUUUUUUCCGAGCAUCUCAACCAUCCGUCUUGAACGAAACCAAACUGAACCGCCGCAUUUGAUCUGACAGGAAAGCUGAAUAUUUUGCGUUUGUCCCGUUUAAAGCAACUUUUCCUCUGAAUAUUUUUAAGUAGCAAUUUAUUUUAUUCCCUAUUUGAUUAGGUUUGGUUUUCACUGGUGGGCCCAAGAUUUGCGCGUAAUUAAAUUUCUUUCUUACAUAAUAUUAUUUCCAUUUCAGCUCAAAUGUUCGUAUGUAGAAUUUCACAUUAGAAUGUUUACUGCUCCAUACGUGAACACCUGUCUCCUGCCCAACAAUAAUCGUAUUAGUUGAUGUUUACAGAAGAAAGUAUUUCGCAAAUGGCACUGUGAUUAGAACCAAAAUUUGCUUUUUUGGUUAGGAUGCUUACACGCAAAUGGCUUUCCUAUUAGCAAAUUUUGCUCUUUAGCUAAAUUGAUAUGUGUGUGAUUUACUACUUUUAUCUGCACAUCUGUAAACUUUCUGAUAAUUUUUGUUUGGCAGUAUUCAGUUUGUCUUAAACUGUCAACGAGCCAAAUUCUCUAAAACCUUGAGAAAAAAAAAAGAAAUUGUGUGGUAGACUUAGAAUGACGGGUUUAGAUAGUCAUAUGUUUUAUACAAAAUCUUUACAUGUAUUUACGUACUUAUGCUCUGUCUGCAAAAUAUACCACAGAAGGUGCUGUCUUUUGGGUAAGGUUUGCCUUUUGUAUUUUCUGACGCAAUAGAGAAUGUUUGGGUACCCAUUUUUCCUUCAGUUCUAAAUCCAGAAGGUCUCCAAGUACCGUAUGAGGAAAAAUUAUAGUCGCCAGUUUGGCAACUCAUGUUAAGGAGUUGGUUGUCAAAGCCCAAUAGUUUCGCUAUUGGCACCUGCAUUUUGCACAACUUCUGUCUCAAUUUUUCUUCUUUAUUUUACCUCUAACCUAACCUGUAUAAAGUAGACAGCUAGGAGGCCCAUGGAUUUGGAUUAGUACAACGUCCACCCACCCCUCCCCUGACCCAACAAGACUGGAUAGUGGAAGUCAGUGUUGAUAUUGGGUUAGGGGAGGGGUAGAUGGGGAGUCUCCAAGAUUGUUGCACUGAUCCACCUUGCCAAGGAUAUGCAAAGCAAGAGUUUCUGUUUAACCCCUUUUUUCCUGGUCCAAGGUGUGGCCAGCUUGUGCCACAAAUGGACCUAAACGUCUGGUUCAUCUGUAAAACAGUGCUGAAAUCCUGGUUGUGGGUCCCCACCUGUGUACCAGGAUUUGAGUACGUGCCAUGAUUGGCCUGUUAAAAAGCCAUUGUCAAUUUGCCAAUCGGAUUGAAGGAUUGAUUUCAUCUCUGCUUUACAGACGUUGCUGAGGUUAGAUUGAGUCUGUAAUGCAGGCCAAGUUGUGGCAAGAUUUCUUGACACACUAACUUUUAAUCUUUGGUCAAAAUCCAGUGAUUUUACCAUUCAGAUGGAACCUCCCUGGCUGAAUUUUUGCACUGUACCAUUUAUUUCGUAGUAUUUUACGAAAAAAAUGUCAAUUUUUUUGGUCAUUUAUUCUUAUUUUUUGCAACUGUUAGGAGUGAGAUUUCCUGAUGCUUUAAAGCAGACUGUGUGCGUCUGCUUACUUAUUUCUGCAUUUUCUUUUUAUGUAAAAUUUGCAGUAAAACGACUGAGAGAACCUGAUUCAGACAGAAGGCCUGUCCUUAUUUGGUAAGUUAUUCACAGUAAUUUUUCAGAUACAAGCUGUUUAAACAGAAUAAAAUUAUAUUGAUAUAUAUGUAACACAAUCAUAAACCUGUGUCAUCAUUCUUGUAUAUAUUUUGGGGUUCAAUUUUAUUUUUGGUUCAAACUUUAGUUUCUUUGAUUUUUAGUUAGGUUAUGUAUGAUAUUAAUAGAUUUGAAGCAAGGAAACUGAAAUUUAAACCAAGGAUGAUAUAUAGAGUACAGGACUGUCACCAAGAGCUAGGAGCCAGGGGUAUUUCCUGCAAUUUUUUACUCCUUUUCUCACACGUCUUGUUUCUCUUGCUGAACUCAAUAUAAAGGAAAUGGAAAUGACUGCUACGCAAGCUACCCCAGCUAUUAUAAACAGAGGGAAAACAGAAGCAAAAGAAAUUCCCAACUGUUCAAUUCCCCACCUUUGAAUAUUACGUUUACCAAGACUCUUAAAAUCUCAGUGACAGCCAGGACAGUGUAUUAAUUUUUGUUCAGUCUGAAGUCAACUUAGAGGUACACUGUGUGCUGUCUGUGUACAUUUUCAGUACUUUAAGAAUGGCUUGUCAUAUCUGCAAACUUGUUUUUGCAGGUUUUUUGACACAUCAAAACAGGCAGUUGGUGCAAUGUUAGUUCAUUUUGCAAACAUCUUUUUGGCUGGUCUUUUUAAAGGUGAUCCAUGUACUUGGUAGGUUGAUUUCUCUUUUUGUGUUCAUUAUUUAUCGGUGAAGAUCAGAUUUACAUGUGUACGUAGUGAAAAUUUAUAAUAAUUUCUCACUCCACCCUGUUCGUAAUCCCUGAAGAUGCAUGUGUACUUUGUGAAAAUUUCUGUAAAUUUCCCACUUUACUACCCUGUUGUUGUUUUUGUGAUCUUAAGUCAAGGACAAAUGAAGAAAUAAUAAUGAUGAUAUUCAGAUCUUGUCCGUACAAGAAGUGACUCUCUAUCCGCAACAUUAUUGAUCGAACCAUCACCAGCUCAAUCCACUUACAUGUAUGAGAUCCACUUUGGGAUAUAAAUGCAGGCAACAUUGGUGGAAGGUCAAUGCUGUUGCUGCUUCUCUGAUUUUAUUACUUUUAUUUUUAUUUUGUAGGUACUUGAUAAAUUUUCUUUUGGAUUCCACUCUUGGUUUGGUUGUCAUAUACCUUUGCCUUCAGUUCAUGCAAGUGGUUGUCAGAAUGUAUGACUGGGACUCACUAAGAUUUGGAGAGUACGGUAAGCUAGAACUGUACGUUAAUACAGUAGUGCAGCUAGAAGUAAGUAGUUUGCAUACAAGAGGUGUGAGCAGCUUGUGUUCAGUUGCUUGAGAAGGGGUGGUGUAAUGAUUAAUCGCUUAUUACCGUUUGGUUCGAUUCACGAUUCUUUGCUUCCACGCUUCGAUUUUGCUUCGAUUUUUGCAUACCUUUUGAGAAUUUCCAAAUAAGGCAAACCUUCUUUGUCAGGAUCUCAAACAUGGCGACAAACCAAGGGACUGUGAAUCCUCCUGUCCCUGUUACUAUUCUGAAAUUGAGGGUUUAGGGUUGCAUGUUGUUAACAUUACACGUUAUGUUAUAGCAAUUGUUUAAUGUUAUUAAGAAACAUUUACAUAAUCAAAUCGAAAUAAUCAAAAUCGAAUUGAAUCGCAAGGAAUAUGAGUCGUUACACCCCUAUUGAGAAGGAAGAUCUGCAGUUAUUUUUCUUGAGUACCGCCUGAUACCAAACACUGCAACACUUAUAUGUCCAAUGUAAUUCAAGGCACGUUUACACUACAGAAAUAAUGGUUUUGGACAAUGUAGCAUAAUGUUUGAAACUGAAGGUCAAAAGUUUUGAAGCUAUUGUUGUGUUUCUUUGCCAGGGAACCCUCCGCAGUGCAGGGCGUGGAUGGGCCAGUGCAUCUUAUACCUUUGUGCUGUCAUUGUUGAGAAAGCAACCAUCACAUUAGUAGUACAGCUUGAUUUUUGGGAGGAGGUUCGCAAGUUUAUCCUUCUACCCGUCAAGAACCAUCCCAAAAUUGAGUUAGCCAUUGUCAUGCUGAUAAUACCUUUUGUUUUUAAUGUAAGUGGAAUCUUCAAGAAAAUUAUUGCAUACACAGACACUUUGUGGCGAUGAAGUACCCUUCAAUGCCUGAACAAUUAGCAUACAUACUGUAUUUAACUAGUUGAUUUAACACCAUGGUGUUAAAUAAUUUUUUAGCAUUUCUGAUGCGGUUAUUGGAGGGCUGUGUUUUUUAUUAAAAACACAUUGCUUAAAUCACUGACAUCAUCUUUAAGAAAAUGUUAUGUAAAACUGAAAGAUGUUUAAUGUUCUGAUGUUUCGCUUAUUUGAGCACUUUAGAAUAAUGGAUUAUUGUAUUUAUUAUUAUUUUUUGUAAUUGUCUCGAUUGUGGAUAUAACAAAGCUUUACCCAAAUUUUUUUCAUGAUCCUCGAAUAACAGAAUAUACAUUUUGUAAAAAAGUUGGAGAAGUAUGCUUUAUUUAUCUUCAGUAAAUAAAAAUAUUCCAGCAGAACUUGGGGAUUUUUGGCAUGGUGUACAAUAAUGGCCUCUAAAUCACAAGCUGUUCAAUAGGUCAAAACUAAGGAAAACUACUUUUAAUAAACUUCUUAUUGCCUUGAAAUCACCUCUGACUGUUGUUUUACUCUUCCUUGCAGGCCAUUAUGUUUUGGGUUGUGGACAACUUCCUCAUGCAGAAGAAGAAAAAAUUAUUUCAGAAAGACACCACAAGAAACAGAGGAAACAAAGUGAAAUAUGAAAGGCGAACAGUAAUGAAUGGUUCAGAUGAAGAAGCUGUGCUUUUAGAAAACUUAGCUGAGGGAGAAGCUAUCACAGUUCCAGAGGACAAUGUUUAUCUCAGAGAUACAGUAAGAAGAUGAUAUCAGGCAAGACACCUGGAAGCCUAGCUGAUCUUCUCUUUUGCUCCUCUGAGUAAGGAGUAGAUAAUCAGUCACUGCAUGUGGUGAUAUACACCAGGCCCUGGUUGUUC